Anisakis simplex (herring worm) is the source of this 1161-nucleotide messenger RNA. The record is from the annotation of a GenBank genome assembly. NCBI's taxonomy places the organism in Eukaryota, Metazoa, Nematoda, Chromadorea, Rhabditida, Anisakidae.
CAGAAUGGUGGCCGUUGGCAUAGGCGAGGUGGCUUCCGGGCUGAUUUUACUGAUGAUUUUAUCGUUUAUGGCGUUCUCGACGCUAACCGCAACAAUAAUUUCAGCCGUUUCACUGUUGAUCAGCUAUUUUUUUAUGUCAGUAAAGAGGCUGAUAUCAAUGGUCUGAUAAAAGUAUUGUUUUGUCUAAUUAAUAUUUCGAAAAGUAGAUGUGCGAAACAUCACAGCGAAUAUUGGAAACGACGAGGUGUGCCUGCACCUGAAGCAAACUACAUAUUCGGUAAUGUUCUGCAGAUGCAACGGAAAGGUUUUAAGCAGUACGAUCUGGAAAACAUGAAGAAAUAUGGUGGUUAUUGGGGGGGAAUGUUUCUGAAUUAUCCAAUGUUGGAUAUUUGCGAUUUGGAUAUGUUAAGAAAAGUGUUGAUCAAGGAUUUUGGCACUUUUCAAAAUCGCAUGAUGGAUGAUUUUUUUGCUGGUAGUUCACCGAUUCGACUGCAUAUGCUGAACACUUUGAAGGAUGCCCAUUGGAAGAAUGUACGAAAUAUCAUAACACCUGCUUUUACAACCGGUCGAAUUAAGAAGCGUCAAAUUUUACAGAUGAUUCCAAUUAUGUCAAGAUGCAUCGAUGAAACAGAGGCGAUUAUCAACGAAGCUAUAGUGUCAUCGAAUAGUAUUAUUGAUGUGAAAAGGUCAGUAUUCAGAUAUUUUCUAUUCAGCAACAUGGGAAUGGACAUAAUCGCUCAAGUUGCGUUCGGUGUUGUGUUGAGCACGCAACGAGAUACCAGUUCUGACUUCACUCGUUAUGCGAAGAAACUAUUCGAUGUGUCACUAGUAGAUUUUCCGUUACUGCUUAUGGCUUUAUUUCCGAACGUAACGCGAUUCGUCGAGAAGAAUUUCAACUACCAGUUUGUUGGGAAUCAAUGUGACACGUUUUUUGAGGAAUUAUUGCGCAAAAUAGUCAAAGAACGUCGCAGCAAUCCACGUAAAUUCGCCUACUUCUACAAGGACAGUAUCAAAUUUUGGCUGAUUUGGAGUUCAUUGGGUUCAUUGCUGCGGCCGUUCAUUCGUGAGGAAUUAUGGCCACUACAGGGAGUAAUGAAACGGACGAUGGCCAUCAUGAGGUUACCCACAACGCUAUCGGUCACGUUGAAAAAGUAUGCAUAG